AUGCCGCCGCGUAGAUACGAGUUCGGCCGGGCAGAAGAAGCCACCCAUCCUGAUUCCAUGCGUGCCUCUUUAGCCGAGUUUAUCUCAACUUUCAUUUUCGUAUUCGCCGGCGAAGGAUCUAUUCUAUCUCUGAGUAAGAUAUAUAUAUAUAUAUAUAUAUUCAUAAUGAUGUCUUCAAUUUAAAAUUGAUAUUUUGUUGUAGAUAAGAUGUAUAGAGAUACGGCACUUUCGGCGUCAGGUUUGGCGGUUAUUGCUCUUGCAAAUGGUUUGGCUUUGUUUGCGGCGGUGGCUGCAAGUAUGAAUGUGUCGGGAGGACAUGUUAAUCCGGCUGUUACCUUUGCAGCUCUGAUUGGAGGACGUCUUUCAAUGAUACGAGCUUUGUAUUAUUGGAUAGCUCAGUUGCUUGGUGCUAUUGUAGCAUCUAUUCUCCUUAGGGUUUCCACCCAUGGAAUGAGGCCAGGUGGUUUCUCAGUGGUGUCGGGUGUGGGAGAAUGGAACGCUUUGUUUAUGGAGAUAAUAAUGACAUUCGGACUGGUUUACGUUGUUUAUUCAACAGCCAUGGAUCCUAAGAGAGGAAAUAUGGGGAUAAUAGCUCCAUUAGCGAUCGGUUUGAUAUUUGCAGCUAACAUUUUGGUGGGUGGGCCUUUUGAAGGAGCAGCAAUGAACCCGGCCCGAGCUUUUGGACCCGCUUUAUUGGGAUGGAGAUGGAGAAACCAAUGGAUAUAUUGGGUCGGGCCAUUUAUUGGUGGCGGGCUUGCGGGUCUUAUCUAUGAAUUUGCUGUUAUUCAAUCGGAUCAUCACCCGAAUAGUACUACUGUAAUUCAUGUUAGUCAUCACCAACCUUUGGCUGCAGAAGACUACUAGGCUUUAUAUAUGUAA
This is a messenger RNA of Impatiens glandulifera, 879 nucleotides long. RefSeq names its product probable aquaporin TIP3-2. The transcript is spliced from 2 exons. Gene Ontology annotation, cellular component: membrane. Gene Ontology annotation, biological process: water transport; transmembrane transport. The record is from RefSeq and is a predicted model, not a curated record. NCBI's taxonomy places the organism in Eukaryota, Viridiplantae, Streptophyta, Magnoliopsida, Ericales, Balsaminaceae. Gene Ontology annotation, molecular function: water channel activity.